Messenger RNA from Lolium rigidum, 1614 nucleotides. Its product is annotated as MLO-like protein 1. Bases 1 to 1470 code for a protein of 489 amino acids. Gene Ontology annotation, cellular component: membrane. Gene Ontology annotation, biological process: defense response. Lineage: Eukaryota; Viridiplantae; Streptophyta; Magnoliopsida; Poales; Poaceae. The record is from RefSeq and is a predicted model, not a curated record. The transcript is spliced from 13 exons.
AUGGCAGGAGGAGGAGGGAAAGCCAGGCCGCUGGAGUUCACGCCGACAUGGAUCGUCGCCUCCGUCUGCUCCAUCAUCGUCAUCAUCUCGCUGAUCUUCGAGCGAUUGCUCCACCACCUAGGCAAGAGGCUGAUGAGGAGCCGAAAGAAGCCACUGUACGAGACCCUGCUCAAGGUGAAGGAGGAGCUGAUGCUGCUGGGGUUCAUCUCCCUGCUGCUCAACGUGCUGCAGGGCCCCAUGGGGAGGUGGUGCGUGAGCCCAGACAUCAUGCGCUACCUGCUGCCCUGCAAGCCGCCGCCGCGCGCAUCGGGCGACACCGAGCACCUCGGCGGCGCCGUGUUCGCCGGCGCGAUGGGCGGGGCGAGGAGGCUCCUGGCUGGAGGAGACGACUCUGAAGACUACUGCAUGCAAAAGGGCAAAGUCUCAUUGCUUUCAGCUGAAGCUAUUCACGAGCUACACAUUUUUAUCUUCGUGCUGGCGGUCACUCACUUCGUUCUCAGUGCUAUUACAGUUCUUCUAGGAAUUGCGCAGACGAGAAAUUGGCAACAUUGGGAGACCAAAAUCCAAGAAAAAGAUGUUGAUGCUUCUCAAAUGAUCAAGCAUGUUCAAGAAUUCAAAUUUAUUCAAGACCACUUUAGAGGUCAUCGAAAACGGUGGAAGACUGUUGGCUGGAUGCGUUCCUUCUUCAAACAAUUCUAUGGAUCCGUCACCAAGGAGGACUACACAGCGAUGCGACUUGGUUUCAUCAUGAAACACUGUAGUGGAAACCCGAAAUUCAGGUUUUACAAUUACAUGAUUAGAGCACUGGAGGUUGAUUUCAGGAAGGUUGUUGGUAUCAGUUGGUACCUUUGGGCUAUGCUUAUGAUAUUAUUAGUACUGAAUGUUCAAGGAUGGUAUGUCUACAUUUGGAUAUCGUUGGUUCCAUUCAUCAUCCUACUUGUGGUAGGAAGUAAGCUGGAGCACAUCAUCACAGAAUUGGCUUAUGAGGUUGCGCAGAAGAACAGACCGAUUCAAGGGGAUUUAGUAGUAGCUCCUUCAGAUGAUUUCUUUUGGUUCCGUCAGCCUAAAUUAGUCCUCCUUUUGAUCCACAUCGUCCUAUUCCAAAAUGCAUUUGAAAUUGCAUUUUUCUUUUGGCUCCUGGUCACGUAUGGCUUCAAAUCGUGCAUCAUGGGAAAACCAGCAUACGCUAUUACUCGAGUUGUCAUAAGUGUCCUUAGCCAGCUCCUUUGCGGAUACAGCACCCUACCGCUUUACGCCAUCGUCUCUCAUAUGGGAAAUUCAUUCAAGAAAUCUAUAUUUGAUGACAAUGUGACCGAAGGCCUUGCCAUCUGGGCUGAAAAGGCUAGGAGACGAAGAACCACCGUAUAUGCAACAAAUUCACCAAUUGAUGAGGCAAAUAGUGGAGAAAUUCAAAUGCAAAAUACUCGGGACACCUCAUUACUGGAGCAAGGCACGGCUAGGAUAGUAUAAUUGCAUACAUUUGUCGAUGCAAAGGGUUCUAGAGUACCAUUUGGUAAAUUGUACAGUUAUUUCUCUUCUGCAAACUACUAUUGCAAAAGUUAUCCUUUGGUAGCACUGACUCUUGAUGUGCUUGAUAUGGAAAUCAAAUUAAAC